CCUGCCGUCCCAAUAAUCGGACCGUUUCACGGACACCCGGUUCCCAGACCAACGAUCCAACACUCGCUUGGAACAGCUAGCUAUAUAUACACCCAAGCAAAGCAACCAUGCAAAACGCACCUCCUGAAGUGGCACGACAAGCAAACAAGCCGUGGCACACGAGAACUUCCAGCCUUCAGCUCAAAUGUCUUCCACGGUGACACUGGAGAAGACGACCACAAUCCAGAGCAACGACGCCGAUGUCGGAUCGCCAACGAUGAGGUCUCCGCUCCUGAAGAAGACGAAGGGCGGGUGUGGCGACGACACCACGGGACGGUGCUGCGGGCAAAAGUACGAGCUCAUCAGCUACGACGUGCUCCCGGAGUUCCUCAAGCACAAUGAGUUCAUCCUCGACUACUACCGCAGCGAGUGGCCCAUCAAGCAGGCGCUUCUCAGCGCCUUCUCCAUCCACAACGAGACCAUCAACGUCUGGACGCAUUUGAUUGGUUUCUUCGUCUUCCUCGCCCUCACCGUGUGCGCCGCUACGAUGGUUCCGAUGGAGUACGAGGCGUCUCACUUGGCUGCGUCCACAGGCCUGGCCAACAACACCGGCAACCCAAUGGUGCCGAGGAGCUACAGCGCCGACGGAGCGGUCAUGGCAAUGCAGGUGCUGCGCAACGUGUCCGUUGAAACGGAGCUCGCCGCCGCGGCGUCGUUGUCGGCGGGGCACCGGGUCGCGCGGUGGCCGUUCUACGCGUACCUCUGCGGCGCCAUGUUCUGCCUGCUGAUGAGCAGCGCGUGCCACCUGCUGGCCUGCCACUCGGAGCACGCCAGCUACGUGCUGCUCCGCCUCGACUACGCCGGCAUCACCGGCCUCAUCGUCACCUCUUUCUACCCGCUCGUCUACUACACCUUCCUCUGCGACCCGUUCUACCAGACGCUCUACCUCGGCUUUAUCACCGUCUUCGGCGCCGCCGCCGUGGUCGUCUCUCUGCUCCCAGUCUUCGAGGCGCCCGAGCUGCGGUGGGCGCGCGCGGGUCUGUUCGCGUGCAUGGGCAUGUCGGGCCUCGUGCCCAUCGUGCACAAGAUGCUCCUGUUCGGGGCGCGCCCGGAGGCGGUGCUCACCACGGGGUACGAGAUGGCCAUGGGCACGUUCUACCUGGCCGGCGUGGUGGUGUACGCCACCAGGGUGCCGGAGCGGUGGAUGCCGGGGCGGUUUGACCUCGCCGGGCACAGCCACCAGCUGUUCCACGUGCUCGUUAUCGCCGGCGCGUACGCGCACUACCUCGCCGGCUUGGUCUACCUGAGCUGGAGGGACACGGAAGGGUGCUGACGACGACGCGCGCAUGCUGUAGAAAUUUGACCAGCUUCACUUUUCGUUGAUUCGACGUUGAUUUCCUUCUUUGCUUCUUCUUGUAUCUUUUUUUUUUCUUUCACAGAAGUGAACAUAUCAUCUAAAAAAAGCGAACAUAUAUCAAGAGAAAUGUAACCAGAUCAAUUAAUUAAUUUCGUUAAUAGACCGGAAACUGAAUAAAUCAGUAGCUGUCUAUUUU
Molecule: messenger RNA, 1532 nt
Organism: Phragmites australis (common reed)
Lineage: Eukaryota; Viridiplantae; Streptophyta; Magnoliopsida; Poales; Poaceae
Product: heptahelical transmembrane protein 4-like
Exons: 2
Coding region: 185-1312 (375 amino acids)
Cellular component (GO): membrane
Molecular function (GO): signaling receptor activity
Source: RefSeq, a predicted model, not a curated record